GUCCCAUUCUAAAAUUUCAUUUGUUGUUUGCGGCCAGUUCCCAAAAUGCGUUCCUCACUCAACCUUCUCUUGCUCUCUGUGCCGUUCAUGUCUGCAGCAACAACAAACAGUACAGGCACACUCGGCUCAUCGACGACCGAGAACGACUUGGCAGAUGGAGCAGGCUGCAAAGCGAUGACCGUCGUGUUCGCUCGGGGUGUAAGUUAACGCUCAUCCAUGUCCAUCUGGAUAACCUCUCCUCCUCUCACCCCUCACAAGCAGUGCAUCAAGUCUUCUCCCAACAGACAACAGAACAAGGAAACGUGGGGACC
Messenger RNA from Hyaloscypha bicolor E, 311 nucleotides. RefSeq lists its product as uncharacterized. The record is from RefSeq and is a predicted model, not a curated record. The annotation marks the transcript as partial. Lineage: Eukaryota; Fungi; Ascomycota; Leotiomycetes; Helotiales; Hyaloscyphaceae. The transcript has a single exon.